Molecule: messenger RNA, 591 nt
Organism: Clonostachys byssicola
Lineage: Eukaryota; Fungi; Ascomycota; Sordariomycetes; Hypocreales; Bionectriaceae
Source: the annotation of a GenBank genome assembly
AUGGGUUGGCAUCAAUUGUUGUUUUAUUCUCUCAGUAUCUCUCUGGCCUCGCUACUUUGUGGGAACCACUAUAGUACCCGCCAGGACCACAUCUACCCAAAUGAUCAGAUUGAUAACCCACAGCAGCAGAUCUUUUGGAUCAACUGGUUUCUCGAUGGCCUUCGAAGUAAUUUCCCUCGAGUCCAGAUCGUUCCCAACAGCACUAUUGGCUCAUCUGAUACUGAGAUGGGUGUUAUGAACUGGCUGAACCAAAAUCCAGCCGCCCUCAACGGCCCAAGGUUCCCAGCCCGACUUGCCGGCAAUCUUCGACUGAAUGAAGUGGUAAUUGAAACAGCGGUGCUUGCGCACAAAACCGCCUUCAACCCGUUGAGUUCCUCCCCCGAAAAGCGCAAGGCUAUUACGAACUGGACCAUUCCACAUGACAGAAAUGUUCAGGUCGAUCCGCAAAUCUUUCAUCUCAAAGGGACGAAAUACAGGAUUGAAGUUGACUACAAUGGCAGAGAAUCAAGCCCCAUCUCCCUCGUUCAAAUCACAACCACAAUGGAUGUACUUCUUCACCGUACAUCCAUAUACCUCAUAUUUCAUGAUUGA